CCGGUUUUCUUCGGCUUUUGUACUGUUCUUGUUGCAAAUGAUGAAGUGAACUAUCACGUCCUCAUCAUCUCAUCACCAGCGGAAGUGAUGGUUCGUCGCCGCCUCGCUUACUUCACCAGCAGCCGUGGCGUCGGAAAAGGACCGAUGAAGGUUCGUACCGUGUAACCGAAUUCCUCGCAGCAGAGAGAGAAGAUGGUACGGGGAAGGCGACCCGGCACAUGGUCGAGUUGGUGGUUGCGGGUAAGGGUGGAGGCUUGUUCAGUGGUGCGGGGCGGAAUCCACUGUUUACGACCGUUCAACUGUGGGGUUCGGCUCGGGUUACAGUGUAACGGUCACUUAAGCGCACCAGAGGGGGGGAUCGUUGCUAUCCGGCGACGGAAGCCAGCCCCAGGUUUUUCUCUUCUGUUGGGGAAAUGUUUUCAGGGCCACCGAAGGAAGGGGGUACUCAAUCUGGCAGGUGAAGACUGGCUCACCAGUGCUCACCUUGACUUUUCAUCAGCGCCUGGUUCGAUUGCCCAGUGUACGGAUUCCGCAUUUAUGUACGGUAUGACAGGGGAUCAAGCACUUGCCGAGAGCUCCAAGCUUCUGUGGCGACCAAAGUGCCGAUCUCCGCCGUCUCCACUAAAUUAUUCCCGAACAUCGUCAUCUUAUUGACUUUCAUCUUGACCUCCAAGCACAGCAGGGGGAUUCAAUGCCAGUCUCCCGAGCCUCCCCCGCAUUCUGGUCAGGGGAAAGGACGAUCUCGUCCGUCAGAUUGUCAUCCGUGUUCGAGUGCAGCUUGGACGUGAUCGGCCCUUUUCGCAACGGCCAUGACCCGGCUUCUCACCCGCCCUCCAUCCUCCCACUUGCCCGAACGGAUGCGCUGCUACCCUGCAAGGCACUGCUCUCCAUGAAUGGAUCGAGAGGCGCUUCCUGACGCUUCAUGACUUGAGUCCUGGCUGUCCGGCCACUCCCACGGUUCCCACAUCUCGGUCUCUUGGGUUGUGCCAUCAACUCACCAGGUGAGCAUGCCGAGAGGGGAUGACGGCUGGCUUCCCGGAAACGCUCCACUGACGUAUACAACGAGAUUGACCGGCCAGCCAGCCAUGAGCAUCUCGGGAUUAAACAAUAGAGGGGGGGGGGGAGGGACGCAGCCCCGUUAAUAUAUAUUGCUGCCCGCAUAGCUCCUGUUGGUUUUGUUUCACUUCAGUGCCGUCGUCCGUGGUGAUCUUCUGCAUCUCCCUUGCCAACCUCCGGCAGCCUGCAUCUCGCUGCACACAUCAACACGAGCAGUUGCCACGAUGAAGUUCAGCGUGGUGGUUGCCGCCGCCCUGGCAAGCGGCGCUCUUGCCACUCCCCAAUAUCCUCCAAAGCUCAUCAAGAGAGACCUCGCGUACUCACCUCCUGUCUACCCUUCGCCAUGGAUGAACCCGGAAGCCGAUGGAUGGGCAGAGGCGUAUGUGAAAGCUCGGGAGUUUGUCUCCCAGAUGACGCUGUUGGAGAAGGUCAACUUGACGACUGGUACCGGUUGGGCCUCGGAGCAAUGUGUCGGUCAAGUAGGAGCUAUCCCUCGCCUGGGGCUCCGCAGUCUUUGCAUGCACGACGCCCCCCUUGGAAUCCGUGGAACCGACUACAAUUCCGCCUUCCCUUCAGGUCAGACAGCUGCUGCUACAUGGGACCGCCAGUUGAUGUACCGCCGUGGUUAUGCCAUUGGCAAGGAAGCCAAGGGCAAGGGGAUCAACGUGAUCCUUGGACCUGUCGCCGGCCCUCUUGGUCGGAUGCCCGCUGCUGGGCGAAACUGGGAGGGUUUCUCUCCGGAUCCGGUCUUGACUGGAGUCGGCAUGGCCGAGACUGUCAAGGGACAUCAGGAUGCGGGCGUGAUUGCAUGCGCAAAGCACUUUAUUGGCAAUGAACAAGAACACUUCCGCCAAGUCGGCGAGGCUCGCGGUUAUGGGUUCAACAUCAGCGAGACUCUUUCCUCCAAUAUUGACGACAAGACGAUGCACGAGCUUUAUCUCUGGCCCUUUGCCGAUGCCGUCCGCGCCGGUGUGGGCUCUUUUAUGUGCAGCUACCAGCAGGUCAACAACUCCUAUGGAUGCCAAAAUUCCAAGCUUAUGAACGGUCUUUUGAAGGAUGAGUUGGGCUUCCAGGGGUUCGUCUUGAGUGAUUGGCAGGCCCAGCAUACCGGUGCAGCUGCCGCCGCGGCUGGUCUCGACAUGUCGAUGCCGGGAGAUACCGAGUUCAACACUGGCGUCAGCUUCUGGGGUACUAACCUCACUGUGGCUGUGCUCAACGGUACUGUUCCAGCUUAUCGGAUCGACGACAUGGCCAUGCGUAUCAUGGCAGCUUUCUUCAAGGUGGAGAAGAGCAUUGAACUGGACCCCAUCAACUUCAGCUUCUGGUCCCUCGACACUUAUGGGCCUAUUCACUGGGCCGCGGGCGAGGGCUACCAGCAGAUCAACUAUCACGUCGAUGUCCGGGCUGACCAUGCAAACCUCAUCCGUGAAAUCGCUGCCAAGGGUACCGUUCUUCUCAAGAACACCGGCUCCCUGCCCCUGAACAAGCCCAAGUUUGUGGCGGUGAUUGGAGAGGAUGCCGGACCUAACCCCAACGGACCCAAUUCUUGUGCCGAUCGCGGGUGCAACAACGGCACACUCGCGAUGGGCUGGGGUUCUGGCACUGCCAACUUUCCUUACCUCAUCACGCCAGACGCUGCCCUGCAGGCCCAGGCCAUCAAGGAUGGGUCUCGCUACGAGAGCAUCCUGACCAACUAUGCGGCAUCCCAGACCAGGGCCUUGGUAUCGCAGGAUAAUGUCACCGCCAUUGUUUUCGUCAACGCUGACUCUGGUGAGGGAUACAUCAACUUUGAAGGCAACAUGGGCGAUCGCAACAACCUGACACUCUGGAGAGGCGGCGAUGACCUGGUCAAGAACGUUUCCAGCUGGUGCAGCAACACCAUUGUGGUCAUCCACUCCACCGGUCCCGUUCUCAUCAGCGAAUGGUAUGAUAGCCCGAACAUCACUGCCAUCCUCUGGGCCGGUCUUCCUGGACAAGAAUCCGGCAACUCCAUCACCGAUGUUCUCUACGGCAAGGUUAACCCCUCUGGCAAGUCGCCAUUCACCUGGGGCGCCACCCGCGAGGGCUACGGCGCUGAUGUUCUUUACACCCCCAACAAUGGCGAGGGCGCACCCCAGCAGGACUUUUCCGAGGGUGUGUUUAUUGACUACCGCUACUUUGACAAGGCCAACACGUCUGUCAUUUAUGAGUUUGGCCACGGCUUGAGUUAUACUACCUUUGAGUACAGCAACAUCCAGGUUACAAAGAAGAACGCUGGUCCCUACAAGCCAACGACAGGCCAGACAGCUCCCGCGCCGACCUUUGGGAACUUUUCGACGGAUAUUAGCGAUUACCUGUUCCCCGACGAGGAAUUCCCCUAUGUCUAUCAGUAUAUCUACCCCUAUCUCAACACCACCGACCCGAGGAAUGCUUCUGGCGACCCGCACUUUGGCCAGACGGCCGAGGAGUUCAUGCCCCCGCACGCGAUUGACGACUCGCCUCAGCCGUUGUUGCCGUCUUCGGGCAAGAACUCUCCCGGUGGCAACCGGGCGCUGUACGAUAUCCUGUACGAAGUCACGGCGGAUAUCACCAACACGGGGGAGAUUGUGGGAGACGAGGUGGCCCAGCUGUAUGUCUCUCUUGGCGGGCCUGAUGAUCCCAAGGUGGUGCUGCGCGACUUUGGCAAGCUCAGGAUCGAGCCGGGUCAGACGGCCAAGUUUAGGGGGCUGUUGACGAGGAGGGAUUUGAGCAACUGGGAUGUGGUGAGCCAGGAUUGGGUCAUUAGUGAGCACACCAAGACGGUGUUUGUGGGGAAGAGCAGUAGGGAUUUGGGGUUGAGCGCUGUUUUGGAGUGAUACCCGUUCAAAGGGGGGAAUUAUGUUUUGUGUUAUGGCAUUGAAUUAGCUGUUGUAGCGUUUUUGACUUGUUAUACUAUGGAUUAUUACCUUGAUGCACCUUUUGCUCACCUUUGGCUUGGUUGUCAGCCCUCAUGUUUGUCAGAAAUUGGUCACGGAUGUGAUGGUCAAGAGUAG
This is a messenger RNA of Podospora bellae-mahoneyi, 4067 nucleotides long. Its product is annotated as beta-glucosidase. The transcript is spliced from 4 exons. The record is from RefSeq and is a predicted model, not a curated record. NCBI's taxonomy places the organism in Eukaryota, Fungi, Ascomycota, Sordariomycetes, Sordariales, Podosporaceae. Gene Ontology annotation, biological process: glucan catabolic process. Gene Ontology annotation, molecular function: beta-glucosidase activity. The coding region runs from base 1281 to 3890 and encodes 869 amino acids.